Molecule: messenger RNA, 901 nt
Organism: Zymoseptoria tritici IPO323
Lineage: Eukaryota; Fungi; Ascomycota; Dothideomycetes; Mycosphaerellales; Mycosphaerellaceae
Exons: 3
Coding region: 50-901 (283 amino acids)
Source: RefSeq, a predicted model, not a curated record
GUCUCGACUCGGUCGCCGUUUCGACUCACGACCCAACUUUCCCAGAGCAAUGCACCGCUACCAGUCGAACAGAGCUGCAGCAAUGGCCAACAGUCGACUGAUCGACCAGGUCCCCGAUCACCCCGACCCCAUGGAAAUGCAAAUCCUCAUUCUCGGCAUGCCACGAACCGGAAUCAUCUCUCUGCGAACAGCUCUCGGCAAGAUUGGCUACAGAUGUUUUCACGGCCAGAUGAUGGACGAGUUCCCCGAACUCUAUCCUUUGUGGGAAGAAGCGUUGCGUGCAAAGUACUACCACGAAGGCGAACCCUUCGGGCCGAGAGAGUACAACAAGCUUCUGGGAAACUACAACGUCUCGAGCAAUUUUCCCGGCACGUUGGUCGCCGAGGAUCUUAUCAAAGCGUACCCAAACGCAAAAGUCAUCCUGACCAUGCGGAAUGUGGACGCCUGGCUGGAGUCGAUGAAGAACUCCGUGGACAAGGCGUACCAAUGGCGAUCGUUUGAGUGGCUUGCGCCUUGGGAACCAGAGGUCAUCGGACCAUGGUGGAAGUACCACUCCUUCCAACACCAACUUCGGCGGAGAAUUGCUCCUCGGGGCGAACGACAGGCGUUUCUCGACCACUACGCCGCCGUGAAGAGCUUGGUCCCUCCUGAACGGCUUCUGCACUACAAUAUCGGUGACGGCUGGGAGCCGCUCUGCCGCUUUCUUGACCUUCCGAAACCGGAUUGUCCAUUUCCACAUGUGAACAACUCGGAGCAAUUUGUCGCCGGGAGAGCGAGGCGCUGGAAUCGGGCGUUCUUUGCAAUGACGAGGAAGGUCGUUUGGCCAGCGGCGUUGUUCAUCAGUGUCUGUUGCCUGGCGUAUUUCAUCGUGGUAGACAUGAAGGCGAUGGAGGGCCUUUGA